AUGGAAAGAACACAGCGGUCGAGUCUAGGGGAGGUGCAGCUGGGGGAGGCGGAGUGGCGGGCGGAGGGCCAGGGGGAGGCGGGGGAACCAGGGGAGCUGGGGGCGCAUUCUGGCUCCCCCCAGCGGCAAAGCGUUCCCCAAAAGCUGGGCCCUGCGGAGGUGCUCCAGGGGGAGCAGUCUCAAGGGGGAAUGGGCGGAAGUUGCUCCCCCCAUAGGCGGGACGGCUGGAGAGGGGAGAAGCAGGCGGGGGGGGAGGCGGAAGGGGGGUCUCCGGAGCGGGACCAGGGGGUAGCGGAGGAAGCGGAGAGAACAAGGCGUUUUCAUUGGUCAAAGGGAGCGGAGGAGGGGGGAAAGUGGGGGGGUUCGAUUGGCUGUGUGGCGAAGACGUGGGAGACACUGCAGCAGUAG
This is a messenger RNA of Closterium sp. Naga37s-1, 408 nucleotides long. The record is from the annotation of a GenBank genome assembly. Lineage: Eukaryota; Viridiplantae; Streptophyta; Zygnematophyceae; Desmidiales; Closteriaceae.